GAGUCGGCGGUCGGGUGCGCAGAUGGGAGAGCGGGAGCCGCGCAGCGCGAGGACGGAUUUACAGCGUGCGGGUCCGCGCGGAGAAACAGUGCGGGAAAAAGUGCAGGAAAGAGCGCGGGAAGAAAUGAGCAUGCCAUAACCCAAAAGAUCACCAUCGUCUGAAGAAACCUCAAGAAACUUCUUGUAACCAAGGCCAAGGCUUGGACCAUAUUGUACAUCUGUCCACUGGGAUAGCUCCACCCUAUUCAUAUCUUUCCAUCCAUCCAUCCAUUCAUCUACUCAUUCAUCCAUUCACUCCAUUCAACGUCCCUUCCUUCCCCUCCCUCUCCCACCCUGGUACCCAUACAUUUUCACCCCCCAGUUUUGAUAGACCUUCACGCAGAAGGGAUGUCCAUCGCCCUCAAGCAAGUCUUCAACAAGGACAAGACCUUCCGGCCCAAGCGGAAGUUUGAGCCGGGCACGCAGCGCUUCGACCUGCACAAGAAAGCCCAGGCGUCGCUGCACUCGGGUGUGGACCUGCGGGCGGCCGUGCAGCUGCCGCCGGGCGAGGACCUGAAUGACUGGGUGGCGGUGCACGUGGUGGACUUCUUCAACCGCAUCAACCUCAUCUACGGCACCGUGUGCGAGUACUGCACGGAGAAGAGCUGCCCCGUCAUGUCCGGAGGACCACGGUACGAGUACCGCUGGCAGGACGAGCUCAAGUACAAGAAGCCCACGGCCCUGCCCGCUCCACAGUACAUGAACCUGCUGAUGGACUGGAUCGAGGUGCAGAUCAACAACGAGGACAUCUUCCCCACCUGUAUAGGAAUCCCGUUCCCUAAGAACUUCAUUCAGAUCUGUAAGAAGAUCCUGUGUCGACUGUUCCGGGUCUUCGUGCACGUCUACAUCCACCACUUCGACCGCAUGAUCCUGAUGGGAGCCGAGGCUCACGUCAACACCUGCUACAAGCACUUUUACUACUUCUGUACUGAACUCAACCUCAUAGACCGCAAAGAGCUGGAGCCACUGAAAGAGAUGACGUCACGGAUGUGCCAUUAACGGACGCCCAGGCUCGGCCCACAUGGAAGGGACACUAAAAGGACACUAAUAGGACAGUAAUGGAGCUGAGAGACGUGUCUCUCUCUCUCUGUCGCUGGAGAUUGAAUCUGAUUGGUUGCAGGUGGACGGAGGAGGUCCAGGCAGCAGCAGAGUGGACUGUGUAACCUGUGGGCAUUAGCGCUGAGUUGGACAGUGUUCUGGAAACCUGCUGAUGAAGUCUGAGGUCAUGAGAGAGUGAGAGAGAGGAAGUAGUGGAGAAAAGUAGUGCGAGCACCCUCCUCUUCACCCAGUACAUCUCCUGGAGCACGCUCACAAAGAUUAACACCACCACCUGCUGGCGAACAGCCGUGCACACACACACACACACACUCGCACACAUGCACUCGCACUGUGGGACUGAACUAAUCCUAAUCCACACGAUGGCGACGUAAACCAGUAAAAUGACUUGAAAGCGGUUGAAGAUGCUGCACUUCCUACCUGUGUUACCUGAGAACAGAAUCAGCUACUAUGCAACAAAUAAUGAGAUAAAUGGGGAUAGCUAUAUUUUUGUCUGAAAUAAUAUGUUUAUAGGUGACUUACUGUCUAAGAACUCAUCCUGACUGAUCUUUAAUUCCUUUAAUUCCAUAUUUUACUGAAUUUAAAUUGUGGUUAAUUAAUUUAACCCACUUUUUCUUACUCAAAGCUUUGAGAAUAAUGGUGUAUGUGUGUUUAAUCGUAACGAUUUAUGAAUUCGUGGUGUUUGGAGGAUGCCAAAUACUGUUUUAUUCCUAAUCUGAUGCAUCUAAAUGUGGAGCGGAAUGUGUUUACGGACUGUAUGACUUCACAUGUGAUUGGAUUUGCUGUAAUUUAGUCUUUAAAGAUGAUUUUAAUGAUAAUGGGUGAUUUUCAGUGGAUCAGUGGAUCUUUUGGUUCAGAAAUCAGGUGUUUAAACUACUAUUGUACUGCUUUCUUCUUCUUUAACAAAGCAAAUACAGGGAGAAGAGCAGGGUUUGUGAGUCCCAACUGCAAAUAUUUUUGGUAUUAGAAUUAUUCCAUAUCCUGUACACUUUACAAUUUGCAUUUAAUUUUUUAUAUUU
Messenger RNA from Astyanax mexicanus (Mexican tetra), 2114 nucleotides. RefSeq names its product MOB kinase activator 3B. Bases 388 to 1038 code for a protein of 216 amino acids. Gene Ontology annotation, cellular component: nucleus; cytoplasm. The record is from RefSeq and is a predicted model, not a curated record. The transcript has 4 exons. Gene Ontology annotation, molecular function: protein kinase activator activity. NCBI's taxonomy places the organism in Eukaryota, Metazoa, Chordata, Actinopteri, Characiformes, Acestrorhamphidae. Gene Ontology annotation, biological process: signal transduction; positive regulation of protein phosphorylation.